Mus pahari (shrew mouse) is the source of this 586-nucleotide messenger RNA. RefSeq names its product proteasomal ubiquitin receptor ADRM1-like. NCBI's taxonomy places the organism in Eukaryota, Metazoa, Chordata, Mammalia, Rodentia, Muridae. The record is from RefSeq and is a predicted model, not a curated record. The transcript has 2 exons. Bases 164 to 568 code for a protein of 134 amino acids. Gene Ontology annotation, cellular component: proteasome regulatory particle, lid subcomplex; cytoplasm; nucleus. Gene Ontology annotation, biological process: ubiquitin-dependent protein catabolic process. Gene Ontology annotation, molecular function: endopeptidase activator activity; proteasome binding; ubiquitin binding.
CUCCACCACCUCUUCUGCUCGCGCCACCCCAGCCCCUUCUGCCCCAGCAGCUGCCUCGGCAACCAGCCCAAGCCCCGCACCCAGCUCAGGUAAUGGAACCAGCACAGCAGCCAGCCCGACCCAGCCCAUCCAGCUGAGCGACCUCCAGAGCAUUCUGGCCACUAUGAACGUGCCGGCAGGGCCAGGAGGCAGCCAGCAAGUGGACCUGGCGAGUGUGCUGACCCCAGAGAUCAUGGCUCCCAUCCUUGCCAAUGCAGACGUUCAGGAGCGCCUGCUGCCCUACCUGCCCUCUGGGGAGUCUCUGCCCCAGACGGCAGAUGAGAUCCAGAACACAUUAACCUCGCCCCAGUUCCAGCAGGCCCUGGGGAUGUUCAGUGCAGCCUUGGCCUCGGGACAGCUUGGCCCUCUCAUGUGCCAGUUCGGCCUUCCUGCAGAGGCUGUUGAGGCCGCCAACAAAGGUGAUGUGGAAGCAUUUGCCAAAGCCAUGCAGAACAAUGCCAAAUCGGACCCAAAGGAGGGCGACACAAAAGACAAGAAAGACGAAGAGGAAGAUAUGAGUCUAGAUUAAAUUAUUCACUGUCCUUCC